Molecule: messenger RNA, 3683 nt
Organism: Selaginella moellendorffii
Lineage: Eukaryota; Viridiplantae; Streptophyta; Lycopodiopsida; Selaginellales; Selaginellaceae
Product: formin-like protein 20
Exons: 17
Coding region: 242-3544 (1100 amino acids)
Source: RefSeq, a predicted model, not a curated record
GCGGGAUUAAACUUAGGUACCGGAUCAGAUCUCUGGGAGCUCCUAGGGUUCCUGGGUUUCUGUCACACGGCGGAUGAGCUUACUGGCUAUGGCGCCGAUCGAUAUCAGGCAAGUCGAGGCAGGGAUUUUGAUGCGCUACGGGCUCGCGAUGGCCGCAUUGAGCUGAGAUCACAGCCUGUGUGAUCGAGGUGAAAAUUCUCUGGGGCGUGGAGAAUCCAGGCACUCGUCAUUGCAUGGGAGAAUGUCGCUUUUCCGCCGAUUUUUCUACAGGAGGCCCCCCGAUGGGCUCCUGGAGAUAUCCGAGAGGGUUUUUGUCUUUGACUCGUGCUUCUCCACGGACGUCUUCGAGGAGGAGACUUACAAGCUCUACUUGCGCCAGAUCGCGAUGCAAAUCCACGAGCAGUUCCCCGAUUCGUCCUUCCUCGUCUUUAACUUCCGGGAGGGCGAGAGGAAGAGCCAGCUGACAGAGAUGUUAUCGCAAUACGAUAUGACGGUGAUGGACUAUCCACGCCAGUACGAGGGCUGCCCGAUUCUUCCCAUGGAGAUGAUCCAUCACUUCCUGCGAUCCAGCGAUAGUUGGCUCUCGCUCGAGGGGCAGCAAAACAUCGUCCUGAUGCACUGCGAGAGGGGGGGAUGGCCGCUGCUGGCGUUCAUUCUCGCCAGCUUUCUCAUCUACAGGAAGAUGUACACGGGCGAAUUCAAGACGCUUGAUAUGCUCCACCGGGAGGCUCCCAAGGGAUUGAUGCAGCUGCUCACUCCGCUCAAUCCGAUGCCAUCGCAGCUGAGAUAUCUCCAGUACGUUGCUAGAAGGAACAACUCUCCAGAGUGGCCUCCCCCGGAUCGCUCGCUCAGCCUCGACUGCCUCAUUCUCAGAGUGGUGCCAGCUUUCGAUACCGAGGAUGGAUGCCGGCCCCUCGUCCGGAUUUAUGGAAGAGAUCCCCGAUCGAAAGCAGGGAACAGGACGACGAGGAUGCUCUUUGCCUUGGGAAAGAAGAGCAAGUCUGUCCGGCAUUAUCGACCGACAGAUUGUGAUGUGAUGAAGAUCGAUGUACAGUGUGCCGUGCAAGGGGACGUGGUUCUCGAGUGCAUUCACUUGGACUUGGAGUCGGACCGGGAGGAGAUGAUGUUCCGGGUCAUGUUUAACACGGCGUUCAUCCGCUCCAACAUCCUGAUGCUCAACCGGGACGACAUUGACAUACUCUGGAACGGGAAGGAGCGCUUCUCCAAGGACUUCCGAGCAGAGGUGCUUUUUGGCGAGACGGAUGGAUUUUCGUCCCCUGUGGCGCCUGUGCCGUCGCUGAUGGAAGAGAAAGGUGGCUUGCCGAUGGAAGCUUUUGCCAAGGUCCAGGAGCUCUUCAGUAGCGGGGACUGGUUAGACGGUGGCGGAGACGCGGCAUUGAAGUUCCUCCAGCAGCUGACCACGGUUGGCAAUGGAUUUGAGGACAGGAGACUUCCGAUGGAUCGAGCAGCACUAGCGGCAGUGGACGACGAGUGGACACUUAUUUCCAGCAGCACUACCUCCUCCACCAUCGCCACCGCGACACCCCUAACCGACGAUCAAAACGGGACAAGUCCAACGUCAUCGUCUAACCCUAGCUUCGCACCAGGUACUCCUUCGCCACCUCCACCUCCGCCUCCUCCACCACCUCCGAGGUUGGCUAUUUCGCGUUCUCCACCUCCUGCUCCACCACCACCACCACCACCACCAGUAGUUUCUGUUGCCGGUCGUCCCCCUCCUCCGCCUCCUCCACCACCUCCGUUCAAGCUUCCAAGUUCUACUGCAAAGCUGCCACCGCCACCGCCGCCUCCGCCUCCUCCGCCGCUGCCUCGAGGGAAUUCAACUGCCCCACCGCCGCCGCCUCCGCCACCGUUGCCUAGAGGGAAUUCAGCUGCACCACCUCCUCCGCCUCCUCCACCGCCACGUGGCAAUACCGCUGCGCCACCUCCACCGCCACCACCUCUUCCACAAGCUGCGAGGCCUCUAGCUUCAUCAAGCUCACCACCGCCGCCGCCACCGCCGCCGCUGCCUCCACCGGGAAUGCGAGGCACUCCUCUGCCUCCACCUCCGCCUUUUAAAGGACCGCCUCCACCUCCGCCGCCUCCUCCCGGAUCAGCAGCUCCGCCGCCACCGCCGCCUCCUCUCGGUGUGAAGUCACCAUUGCCUGGUGUACCACCUCCUCCGCCACCUGCAUUGGGGAGAGGACGAGGUAGUAGUCCUUUGACACCUUCGCCUCCUGGUGGUCGAGGCCGAGGACAGGUUGCUGGUGCUUCGGGUCUGGCAUCUGCUACGCCGAAGAAGACCUCUCUGAAGCCAUACCACUGGGUAAAGGUUACACGGGCUAUGCAGGGCAGUCUAUGGGCGGAGAGUCAGAAGCAGGAAGAGCAGUCAAGGCAACCUGAAUUUGACAUGAACGAGCUAGAGAGCCUCUUCUCGGCCGCUGUUCCGAAUGCUGCUGCGGGUGGUGACAGAGCGGGUGGUCGUCGUGCAUCUCUAGUUCCCAAGCAGGAAAAAGUGCUCCUGAUUGAACAUAGACGGGCGUACAAUUGCGAGAUAAUGCUGACAAAAGUGAAGAUGCCACUGCCAGAAGUUGUUAAAGCAAUACUAGCGUUGGAUGGGGCAGUACUGGAUGUAGAUCAGGUUGAUAAUCUGAUCAAGUUUUGUCCAACAAAGGAGGAGAUGGAAACGCUCAAGAACUACACGGGCGAUAAAGAAUGCCUGGGCAAAUGUGAGCAGUAUUUCCUGGAGAUGAUGAAAGUUCCUCGGGUAGAGUCCAAAUUGAGGGUUUUUUCUUUUAAACUUCAGUUCACGUCGCAGGUGUCAGAUUUACGAGAAAAUCUGGUAGUAGUCAAUGAAGCUUCAGCAGAGGUGAAAGAGUCUCCUAAGCUUAAAAGAGUGAUGCAAACGGUUCUGUCCCUGGGAAAUGCGUUAAACCAAGGAACUGCUAGAGGGGCGGCGAUUGGAUUCAGACUCGAUAGUCUACUUAAGCUGACAGAAACUCGAGCUCGUAAUUCUAGAACUACGUUAUUACAUUAUCUGUGUAAAAUUGUAUCCGAGAAAAUGCCCGAAAUACUUGAUUUCGACAAGGAAUUGCCUCACCUUGAGGCAGCCACCAAGAUUCAAUUGAAGGCUCUUGCAGAAGAAAUGCAAGCCGUAAGCAAGGGCCUGGAAAAGGUUGAGCAGGAAUUGACAGCGUCUGAAAACGAUGGAGCCGUCUCUGAUGGGUUUCGGAAGAGCUUGAAGAGUUUCCUUGAUACAGCGGAGGCGGAGGUGAGAACACUGGCGUCUUUGUACUCUGAAGUGGGCCACAAUGCCGAUUCCUUGGCGCGCUACUUCAAUGAAGAUCCCGCUCGCUGUCCAUUUGAGCAAGCGGUGUCGAUCAUUUUUAAUUUCAUCGUGAUGUUCAAGCGUGCAUUGGAAGAGAACAGCAAGCUAGCAGAGAUGGAAAGGAAGAAGGCUGAGAAGGAGGCCGACAAAGACAAGGUUCUCCCGCUGAGAAGAGAGCUGGAUGGGCUACUGUCGCCCCGGCGAAGCAGGAUAGCGUGACCAUUUAAGUCGGAGAUUUUGAAAGGGGGUCUUUGUUUGUACAUUCUUCCGGAUAGAUUAUUGACACGAAGAAGAUUUUUGAAGAAAAGAAAUUCAAUGAUACGUUUCCAAGGCCCUACUAAGAACGUUAGGGUUUUCA